Molecule: messenger RNA, 270 nt
Organism: Strongylus vulgaris
Lineage: Eukaryota; Metazoa; Nematoda; Chromadorea; Rhabditida; Strongylidae
Source: the annotation of a GenBank genome assembly
AUGGAGUUCACUCCUGGUGGUGCGUCUCGAACACCACAAACCGUCAUCGACUUGAAUGGAGCUUCUACCCUGAAUGAUUUCGGUUUUUAUGAUUCCGGCAAUUAUGAUAUGAAUGCUGCGAUGACCCACUCGAAUAUCUCAGUUUUUGGUGUAACUCCUUUAUUUUUGUUCCAUUGGACUUUUCAAUUUUAUCCACCAAGUAAAAUUCCCCGACUUGGAAAUUCUUACGCUCCACUUGCGGUUCCUCAUUCCGAUUUCUUUAAUGGGUGA